Molecule: messenger RNA, 2255 nt
Organism: Cuscuta europaea
Lineage: Eukaryota; Viridiplantae; Streptophyta; Magnoliopsida; Solanales; Convolvulaceae
Source: the annotation of a GenBank genome assembly
CUAUCCUGGAGCUUUCUCAUAAUUCUCUCGCUAAAUCACCUCACUUUCGUUUCAUAGUCAACACUCAACAGAGUCGCAAGUUCAGGCUGUGUAGUGUUUUUUUUUUUGUGAGGGAAAGAAGAUGUCGACCAUGGAGAGCUUGAUUGGGUUAGUGAACCGGAUUCAGAGAGCUUGUACCGCUCUCGGAGACUACGGUGGAGGUGAUAACGCUUUCUCUUCUCUUUGGGACGCUCUUCCAUCCGUCGCCGUCGUCGGUGGUCAGAGUUCUGGAAAAUCAUCUGUGUUGGAAAGCGUGGUUGGGAGGGAUUUUCUUCCUCGAGGAUCUGGAAUUGUUACAAGGAGGCCAUUGGUACUGCAGUUGCACAAGACUGAUGGUGGGCAGCAGGAAUAUGCAGAAUUUUCUCAUUUGCCACGCAAAAGAUUCACUGAUUUCUCCAUAGUACGCAAGGAAAUUCAGGAUGAAACUGAUAGAAUCACAGGGAAAUCAAAACAAAUUUCUCAUGUUCCCAUCCACCUCAGCAUCUACUCCCCUAAUGUGGUCAACUUAACACUCAUCGAUUUGCCUGGUUUGACAAAAGUUGCUGUUGACGGGCAACCUGAAAGUAUUGUUGAAGAUAUUGAAAAUAUGGUCCGAACCUAUGUUGGGAAGCCCAACUGUAUUAUACUAGCAAUAUCACCAGCUAAUCAGGAUAUUGCCACUUCAGAUGCAAUAAAACUUGCGAGGGAAGUGGAUCCAUCAGGUGAGCGGACAUUUGGAGUGCUCACUAAGCUAGAUUUGAUGGAUAAAGGAACAAACGCAUUGGAUGUUCUUGAAGGUAGAGCUUACCGGUUGCAACAUCCUUGGGUGGGUAUUGUGAACCGUUCUCAAGCUGAUAUUAACAGAAAUACUGAUAUGAUUGUUGCAAGAAGAAAGGAGCGCGAGUAUUUUGCUACAAGCCCUGACUAUGGACACCUUGCAAGCAAGAUGGGUUCAGAGUACCUGGCAAAGCUUCUCUCAAAGCACUUGGAGUCUGUAAUUAGGGCUAGAUUACCAAGUAUCACCUCUUUAAUCAACAAAAGCAUCUAUGAACUUGAAUCAGAGAUGGACCACCUUGGAAGGCCUAUUGCCGUUGAUGCAGGGGCUCAGUUGUACACCAUCUUGGAGCUCUGCCGUGCCUUUGACAAAAUAUUCAAGGAGCAUCUGGAUGGAGGCCGACCUGGUGGCGAUCGAAUCUAUGGGGUUUUCGAUAAUCAGCUCCCUGCGGCCCUUAAAAAACUUCCAUUUGAUCGGCAUUUAUCCAUGCAAAAUGUGAGGAAAGUUGUUUCUGAGGCUGACGGUUACCAGCCGCACUUGAUUGCUCCAGAGCAGGGUUAUAGACGUCUUAUUGAGGGAUCACUUAAUUAUUUUAGAGGACCAGCUGAAGCUUCUGUUGAUGCUGUUCAUUUUGUUCUCAAGGAACUUGUGAGGAAGUCAAUUGGGGAAUGCCAGGAGUUGAAGCGGUUCCCGAGCUUACAAACUGCAAUAGCUACUGCCUCCAACGAAUCCUUGGAAAAAUUCCGUGACGAAAGCAAGAAGACAGUCACUAGACUCGUAGACAUGGAGGCUUCAUACCUGACAGUGGAUUUUUUCAGGAAACUUCCGCAGGAUGUGGAGAAAGGCGGAGGAAACACAGCAGCAGUCAAUGCAGCUGCUGCUGAUCGGUAUGCCGAAGCUCACUUUAGGAGAAUUGGGUCAAACGUCUCAUCUUAUGUCACUAUGAUUUCUGACACACUCAGAAACACUAUCCCGAAGGCUGUUGUCCAUUGCCAAGUGAAGGAGGCCAAACAAUAUCUAUUGAAUCGCUUUUACAUACAGAUUGGGAAGAAAGAGGGAAAGGCACUUGGAGAAUUGUUGGAUGAAGAUCCAGCUUUGAUGGAGAAAAGACAGCAAUGUGCCAAGAGGCUUGAACUUUACAAGAAAGCCAGGGAUGAGAUCGACUCCGUAUCAUGGGCUUGAUGAGAUUAGUAUUAGUAUGUACUAUGUAGUGUAUGAGUGUAUCAGUACACUGGUUGUUCAUAUUAUGAUUGCAAUCACCAAUUGCCAGCUUGUUCACUUGUUAGACAACCCACUGUUGUUUAUGUAGCGUAAUCAUGAUUACGAUAUGUAUUCUUGAUUUACUAAAUUCUUUUGUACACCGUACAAUAUGCAGACAUACGCUCUCUAACAUGCUCAACAGAUUUUAUAUAUUCUUGGGGACUUGGGGUGGGUAAGUGGUAUUCUUUCGUAUGCCGUACAA